AUGAGCUCCAUAACGUUCUCUUCAGCCGAGUGCAGCACAUGGUAUGCGGUGUCCUUUACUACAGCUGUUGCUGUAGUUGCAGUGAACCUCCUAUCAAUUACUCUUUUUGUAAAGAACAGUAAUCUUCGCACUAGUGCCAUGCACUUGGUUAUAAACUUGACUGUGGUUGAUAUGUUUGUUGGAGGAAUUGCCACUUUCUUUGUAGUAUUUCAUUUCCUCCUCUACGGUUGCGAAGCUGGAAAUAUAUCAUGGCCCUGGAAGGAAUUGCCACCUAUUAUGGUUGUGCUUUCCACGACCGAGGCGUGGCUCCCUCUCACCUCUUUAGCAGGUAUUGCAGUAAUUUCUUUAGAGCGGAUGCAUGCGACGUUUCGUCCAUUCAGGCAUCGCAACAUCAAAAAAUGGGCCUACGGGGUAACAAUUGCGGGCGUCUGGAUUUCAACUGCGAUGAUAAUAAUUCCCCAUCCGUUAAUAAGUCUCUAUGAGAACUUGCAUCAACAGUGGCAAUUG
Porites evermanni is the source of this 507-nucleotide messenger RNA. Lineage: Eukaryota; Metazoa; Cnidaria; Anthozoa; Scleractinia; Poritidae. The record is from the annotation of a GenBank genome assembly.